Messenger RNA from Phalaenopsis equestris, 1181 nucleotides. Its product is annotated as protein PYRICULARIA ORYZAE RESISTANCE 21-like. NCBI's taxonomy places the organism in Eukaryota, Viridiplantae, Streptophyta, Magnoliopsida, Asparagales, Orchidaceae. Gene Ontology annotation, biological process: regulation of defense response to fungus. The transcript has 3 exons. Gene Ontology annotation, molecular function: metal ion binding. The record is from RefSeq and is a predicted model, not a curated record. The coding region runs from base 86 to 952 and encodes 288 amino acids.
GCUCAUGCCUCCAGCUUGCAAAGCGCAUUGCCCGCAUACGUAACCCGACGGCUAACACGUGUAGCCAUUCCAUUGGACGAUAGCUAUGCCCAGCCUAAUUCAUUUCAGUCCUCUUCUUCUUCUUCUCCUCCGUCGGUCUGGACCAAAAAGAGCUCUCCCUAUCUCUCUUCCCCCCUCUCCCCCUCUCCACUAUAUUUGCUUAAACAAGCUUCCCAUGGCAGGAAAGAUCUCCACAUUGAUCUUGACCGUUGACCUCGAUUGUUACAUAUGUUCUAAGAAGAUCCGGAAGACCAUCUGCAAACUCCAAGACCGAGAGCAAAUCCAAACUGUCACUUUUGAUGAGAAGAACAAUACUGUAACCAUUUCUGGCUUCUUCGAUCCCCAAAAAUUAAAGAAGAAGCUCCUAUGCAAAGCCUGUAAGGUAAUUAAGGAGAUUAAGAUCAAGGAGGAGGACAAAAAACCGCCGCCUCCGAAGGACACCAAACCGCCCGAACCGGAGAAACCCAAACCGCCCCCACCCGAGAAACCCAAGGAGCCGGCCCAGCCGGAGAAGCCUAAGGAGAAACCCAAGGAGCCGGAGAAGCCUAAGGAGAAGCCCAAGGAGCCGGAGAAGCCUAAGGAGAAGCCCAAGGAACCGGAGAAACCUAAGGAGAAGCCCAAGGAGCCGGAGAAGGAGAAGCCCAAACCACCGCCCAAAGAACCGGAGAAGGAGAAGCCUAAAGCGCCUGAGCCGGCUCAAGGGAACCAGCCGGUCAGUCAGCCCGGUCCACUGGUGCCAUGCUGCUGCUGGAGACCAUGCUAUGAGCAGUACUACGGCGGCUGUCGGUGCUGCUCUUGUGGGAUGUUCUACGGGUGGACGGGGCCGCCAUUGCCACCGGCUAUGGGCACUCCGUCAACUUCCACGUGUCAGUUUUUCUGCGAGGAGGAUCCUUCUACAUGUACCGUUAUGUAAUAAUAUCGUCCCUUUCAUUCAAAUUAUGAGCUAUUAAUUGACACGACAAAUAAAGCUGUGCUCCUCUCUAUAAUGCAUUGCGUUAUAAUAACUUAAAAGAUAUAUGUCAGUUCUAUAAUAUUUUGUUCUCUUUGUUUGAAUAUGUAAUUUUGUUUUUAUCUUGGUGAAAGAUAUAUGUUAAUUUUGUAAUAUUUUAUUUUGUUUAUUACCUUGGUGGCAAGUGAGUGGC